AUGAGCCUCGCUCUUGUAUACUAUUGCAUCAAAUACAUUCUUGAAAGCAACCUGGUUCUGUUUAACACUUGAAUUUUUUUUUUUUAAAGAAAGGCAGUCGCUUCGAGAGAGGGUGUAUGCGCUUUUUCCUUUCCUUUUUUUAUAUUCUUACAUUCCUGGACACCAAUCAAAAGAGCAAAUCACGGGAGGUGGAAGAGAGGGGAGAGAGAGAGAGAGAGCAAGAGAGAGCGUGGUGAAAACUUUGCGCACAUAACAAAAAAAGAAAAGAAAAAAAAGUACAGACAGCUUUUCCCACCUAACACCCAGCAAACACAAACCAAAACAAAUAGGCAAAAGGGAGAGAUAGAAAAGAGAGAGAGAGAGAGAGAGAGAGAGAAGAACGGAACUGAACGGAACCUAGGGCAGAGCCAGCUGGGGAGAAAGGCAAUUUUUCACUCCGCAUCGGGGAUCUGCAGCGAAUAUUCGGGGGGAAACCGUUUGCCUGCUAACCCACAACGUCGCCCCCAGCCCACACUCUGAGUCUACUAUGCUAUGUGUUGCUGGGGGGAGUCCAGGAGAUUCGUGGGGGAUCCUUGCCUUCCUGUGUGCCACGCUCUGGAACCUGCCUGUGGUGCUCGCACUGAACAACACGGACCAACUGGCCACCAGACACUCCAUCCAGCAGAUGUAUGACCUCACUCGCUAUCUGGAACACCAGCUGCACACGCUUGCGGCUUCUUAUCUCAACUACUUAGGGCCGCCUUUCAAUGAACCAGACUUUGACCCUCCCCGGACAAUUGGGGCAAAAGCCGUGCCAAGUGCUACUGUGGACAUCCAGGAGUGGCACAGCCUGAACGAUAAUGCACGGCUAGCGGCCAAUUACCAGGCAUACAGCCACCUGCUGUGCCACCUUAGGACCAUGGAUGGAGCAGAUGCAGCUGCCGUGCCAACUUUGCAUCACAGCCUAGCCCACUUCCGUGCCAGCCUGCAAGGGCUGCUGGGCUCUAUUGGUGGCAUCAUGGCAGCCCUGGGAUACUCACUCCCCACUCCAGAGCCACCACCUAUUACGCCCAAGCCUGUUCCUCCUAACUUCCUACGUAAGAUGGAUGACUUCUGGCUACUUAAAGAGCUGCAGACAUGGCUGUGGCGCUCGGCCAAGGACUUCAACAGGCUGCGCAAGAGGGUGCCACCUUCUGCUGUUAUGCUGCAUCUUGAAAGCAGGCGCUUCUGACCCUUGUCCUCUGCCACUCUUUCUUCACCUCAUCCACUGUUGUCAUAACUGUCACUCAAGGGCUAGAGGUUCUCAAAGCCUCCAAAUCCAUACAGUGUCCUCCUUACCCAUCACAUAUACAUACACUCUCAAGGCCCUUCCACACAGCCAUAUAACCCAGAAUAUCAAGGCAGAUAAUCUACAGUAUCUUCUUUGAUCUAGGUUAACUGAGUACACAUUGCCAUAUAAUCCAGUUCAAAACAGAUAAUGUGACAUUGUAUACAGCUGUGUCGAAGGGGCCUCAACUGUUUUCAAAAUUGUACCAGCCCCCCACACUUUCAUGGUGCUGCACUGCUCUCUGUUGGGAAGUUGUGCCUUAGGUGAGCAAACCCAUUCCACUAACCCCUUUUCCUUUUGUUCUUUGUUCCUUCCUCCUGCUGAGUGUCCUAUAUUUCCUCAUACUCUUCCCAGAGGGGGCCAUUAAUUCCUUCAGAAGUAGAGGAAGAACUGUAUUCCCUCCUCCCGCCUCAGUGAUGAGCAAUAAAGCCCUGGCUGCAGGGCAGCUAACAUCUGGCAGCCUGCACCUCUGACACUCUACCCUCCAUAAAUUGCUUAGUCUCUCCCAAUCUUGCUCUCUCUUUAAAGGCAAUGCCAAUUAGGGACUCUGAAGGGGCUUUACCGAUCAGGCAGUUUUUGUGGGAACGCCAGCUUGUUCACGAGGAUGCCUAGGCUGGCCUUCUAGCGAGGCCAUAAACUCUAGGGGCAAUCUUAACCAGGAAGGCUGCUCAACAGGCGGUGGUAACAUGAGGCACAAAACUUAAGGGGACAUGAUUAAAUGCAGGCAGUGGUGGUGAUUUUCAUCAGAUUCCCCCUCCCUUACAGCUGCUCCCCUCAUUCCCGCAAUUCCAAUCACAAUCCCAGUGGCCAAGUAAAAAGCCUCCCUCCAUUCCAGCUGUUUAUUCAUGCCAUGUUCAUUGAGUCCAAGAGCUACAACAUAAUGUGGUAUUGGGGCCAUCAUCGAAGCCAGCCCCAGCAGGGAUAACCGCCUGCCUGUACCUCUCCCUGCAAUGCCAUGGCAGGUGGGCCUGGUGAGGCUGUGCAGUUUACACUGUCACCGGCAGGGGAAGAAAGGGAGGAAUUUCCCCAUGCGACCCCAAUCCUUACUCUCUAUCCCCCACCAUUCGCUCUGCCCCUUCCUCCCCCUCUCCCUCCUCCCUACUGUCAGGUUGUUUUAUUCUCAGUUUGUCUGUAUUAAUAUUUAUUUAUUUUCAGAUGUUAUUUAUUAGAUUGUAUUUAUUGCAGAAUUUCUAUUCUUGUAUUAACGAAUAAAAGGCUUUCUCCAGAA
Molecule: messenger RNA, 2534 nt
Organism: Anolis sagrei ordinatus
Lineage: Eukaryota; Metazoa; Chordata; Lepidosauria; Squamata; Anolidae
Gene: CLCF1
Product: cardiotrophin like cytokine factor 1
Biological process (GO): positive regulation of tyrosine phosphorylation of STAT protein; positive regulation of B cell proliferation; cell surface receptor signaling pathway via JAK-STAT
Cellular component (GO): extracellular region; CNTFR-CLCF1 complex; CRLF-CLCF1 complex
Molecular function (GO): cytokine activity
Source: RefSeq, a predicted model, not a curated record